Messenger RNA from Colletotrichum aenigma, 444 nucleotides. RefSeq lists its product as uncharacterized. The coding region runs from base 1 to 444 and encodes 147 amino acids. NCBI's taxonomy places the organism in Eukaryota, Fungi, Ascomycota, Sordariomycetes, Glomerellales, Glomerellaceae. The record is from RefSeq and is a predicted model, not a curated record. The transcript has a single exon.
AUGCGCGAAACUCUAAGGUUUGCACACUAUUCAAUUGGCUUUUACAUUUUUUUGUCACUAAAAUUCUUCCAGGCCUCCGCAAAGAACCCGCGCAAAAUUGCGGUGGUCAAGAAGUCCCUCAAUGACAAACCUCCUUCCCAGAGUACUCCCACAAAAGAUGCACGCCCGUGGGACUACGACAUCUAUGACGUGAUGGCGGAGCCGGAGAUCCCGUCUUUCUCCUCUCCCACCGCAAACUUCGAACUUUGCGAUGCCGUCCAAAGCUCCAGCUCGCCUGCUUUGACGUCGACAGCAGCUGCCCAGAGCCUACUCGGCAGCGUUGUAUUCACGGCCGCAGAGAUCUCUGCUAUCAUCCAAGAUCUAGAAGAUAUCGAACUGCGCCAGGAAGGGGACGAGAGGCUGAGGAUGCAUAUCAGGAUGCUGAGGGAGCGUCUUGCGGAGUGA